Molecule: messenger RNA, 450 nt
Organism: Penicillium odoratum
Lineage: Eukaryota; Fungi; Ascomycota; Eurotiomycetes; Eurotiales; Aspergillaceae
Product: tautomerase family protein
Exons: 1
Coding region: 1-450 (149 amino acids)
Source: RefSeq, a predicted model, not a curated record
AUGCCCCUCUGGCAAAUCUACCAUCCGCCUGGCACCUUCGAAGACAAUGUUUCCAAACAAGCCCUAGCCACGGAUAUUACAAAAAUGUAUACGGGGAUUGGUCUUCCUGCGUUCUAUGUGGUGGUCCAGUUCAUUCAGCUACAAGAUAGCGAACUUUGGGUCGGUGGCACACCAAGGACAGAAAAACCAUUUAUUCGUGUGGUCAUCACCCAAAUCGCUGUUCGUUUACCGGAUGAUGAUGCAGCAUAUAGGCGAAAUACCAUGCGCAUUGACAACGCUUUGAAGCCUCACAUCCAGGACAAAGGAUAUGAUUGGGAGUAUCAUGUGGACGAGACUGAGAGGAGGCUUUGGAAGAUCAAUGGCAUGAUACCUCCGCCGUUGAAAAGUGAGGAGGAAAAGGAGUGGGUCAGAGAGAACCACCCUGUGCCUUAUGACGGAGCAUAUGCUUGA